UAGAGUGCGGACGCGAGUGAGAAGGAGCGAGAGAGAGCGAGUGAGGGGGGGAAACGGAGGAAGAGGAGCGAGACGGACAGAAGAGUAGCUGGCGUACUUGCGACAAUCGCCGAUCUGUUUGACCGGAGCUCGAGAGUGAAGUUGACGAGAAACGGUGUAGCGCCAAGUGUGAUCCAACUGGCGCCGAUCGGGGUGCGCAAGACGCGACGGUUAAUUCGCGAGGACAUCGGCGGCCGCUUCGUCGUGAUGGACGGCGCGAACGUGAAUGGCGGGAACGCCGCGGUACCGCGCGAGGUUCCUAACCUCGAAAGUGGCGGCGGCGGCGACGGUGGAGUCGGCAGUGCGGCGGUCGUGCCGAUGGCAGAGAUGACGCAGGACUCGGGCGACAAGGCUGGCGGUAACGGAGACGCGCAGGAGAUCAACGGCGAGCUGAGGGGAUCGCCCAGGAAACACAGCGCCCCGCAUCCCCGCAGGAGGAUGAGAAAAUUCAAGGCCAACUCCACGGGCGCUAUGGAGGUCGACGCGGUGGAGACGGCGCCCGGGACGAGGGGGCGCAAGCGCAAGCUCUCGGAGUUCGAGGACGCCAGCUCCGAGGAGUUCGAGGAGUUCAACGGCUUUGCCGCCCAAGGGCUCGAAUUGCAACCGGGCAGUAACGUUCUGAAGAAACUUAUUGCAGAAGCAGAAAUAGCAGAGGCACAACUUACAAAACGUGUAAGAUAUUCAACGAGGACUUCAGAUGCUAGAGAAAAGUUGGAUGAUAAAGAUUUUGAUGAUUUGAACAUGAGAACCUACGUUUACGAAACAGACAGUUUCGAGCAUUUGGAUAUAACAAAGAUGAAAAAGGAAAAGGAAUCCGACAAAUCCGAAACGGAUUCGAUUGAUAUACCAAAUAGCAUAGAUUCCGAGGUGGAGCCAAACAAAGUUGAUAUAACUUCCAUUAAAUCCACAAAUUCGUCGGCUGCAAGUAGUCCCUCUGCCACAUCGCAAAGGUCUAAGGGUAGCCUUAUUUCUGGCGGUGCCAGUCCGGGAGGGAAGCAGAAAACUCCUGUUGACAUGUCGAAUCCUUUAUACAAAGAACCAUUUAAAUAUGGAUGGAAGCGAGAAUUAGUGUUUAGAGCUAGUCAUGACUCUUCCUUCAAAAAAAUGGCUGAUAUAUAUUACUACACACCAAAGGGGAAAAAAGUGCGGAGUUUUAGAGAGGUUGCGGAAUCUCUUAAUUCGAAGGAAUUGACCAUUGACAAUUUCACAUUCUGCAAAGAACCUCUUGGGCUUAAUGAUCCUGAAAAGGAGGUUAUUCGAGAUGCUAAAAGAUUACGAGGAUCUGUGGGAUCUGCAAAGAAGUAUAACAGAAAAGCUACACCAAUAAAAAAGACAGUACAGGAACCAGUGGCAAAGAAAUCGGUACAAGAACCUGCGACAAAGAAACACGAACCUGGCACGUCGAAAAAACAGCCGGCACAAGAACCACCUGCUCCUGCACCUACACUUCCUGAAGUUUCAAAACUUGCUCCCGCACCUGUGUCGGUACCUACAAAAGCAGCUAAAUCGACAAAAGCCUCUCCAGCAUACAAAACAAAAACGAUAAAGAAAACUCCUCAGAUAAAAAUAAAAACACCAGGUGAGGAAAGUGAGAUGCUUCCACCUACACGGAGUACAGCAAAUACGAGGAGAAACCAACAAGCAGCUGAGAAGGUUAUACCAGUCAAAACCAAAAGAUUGUUAACGCCCAAAGUUCAAGAGCCAUGCAGCAUAAGAUGUUCGACGAGUAUGGGAUUAAUACCAAGUUUGCAAUGUCGAGUUUGUCUCUGUUUAUAUCAUCCUGAAUGCGUCGAUGGGAUGGAAUUUGCAGGCAAUGAUGAGUAUGUCUGCAAGAAUUGUCAGCCGGAUACUAAAGAAUCUCAUAUGCCAAACAAUCCGUCUUUAACACCACCUCCAUUGAUUCCAAUCAGUAUGUUAGGUGCACAAAAUGCAAAAUCAAAACAUCAGACUAAUUCGUCUCCUCCAAAAUUGCAAAGAAUUCCAAAGUCCGAGAGUGCGGAAGCGCAAACGAGAAAUUCUUCCAAAAUACCGUCUUCAUCAAAUUCACCCUCAACGGUGGACAAAAAGGAAAGUACUUGGUUCCCUCAGACGGAGAAUGAAUUCUUGCAAAGUCACGAUGGUACCAUACCGAAACCGGCUCAAAAUAUCGCUGUAAUGGGCGGCAAAAGAUACAUUGUAGUACCAAAAAAUAACGCAAUGGCAGUUCAACCUGCUAUAACGGUAAAACCAGACAAAAUUGGCGAUAAGCCGCCAAUGCUUCAGGACGGUCCGCUUACCGAUAUUACCGAUAACACUGCAGAUAAUUCUGCGACGAACUCGUGCACACCUACAUCCUUAAAUACUGAUUCGUCUGAAAAAGUAGACAUUACAUCUGAUAAAGAAAUUUCGAAGGAUGCAAUUUAUCAGACAGAUCUUGUAUCUUCUGUUACCACUGAAAUAACUGACGCAUUUAUACAUGACAAUAAAGAUAAGGAUAGUAAAAGUACUCCUAAGAGAGACGAUUCCGUUGAGAAUAUAUUAGAGAACGAAUCCUUUACUGCCAAUAUAGAUUCUGACUCAGAGAGAAAAACCGGAGAUACAAGUUGUAGAUCACCUGAGAGCAAAUCUACGUAUUCACCAGUACAUACGGCAAGUAUCACAAAUGCUCUUGAAGCAAGUGUAGAAGCUGAAACGGAAAUUAAAACGGAUCGACAACAGUCGUUACCAAGUAAAGUGGAUACAGUAAUAAAAAUAAAAAGUAGCAAGCGGAAGCAAAACCAACAGGAAUUGGAGCAACAGCAAAAUUUCAUGAAUUCAGUUUGCGCCGGUUAUCAUGCCCUACUGCGUAUUUUCCAAUACCUUAAAGUGCAAGAGUUAUUGCGAGCCGCGCGAGUUUGUAAAAUGUGGCGUGACCUCGCAGCACAUCCGUCACUAUGGAAGACCGUGCGAAUGAAGAACAGUCAAGUAACUGACUGGGACGGUUUGGCGGAUACGUUACAGAGACGUGGCACGCAGCAUCUAGAUCUCAGGAAAAUGCUGGUUGCUGGCGAGUCCGACGGCAUCUGGAAGAAAUUCUUGACAGUCAUACCACGCGUGACCAGUCUCGUGAAGCUCGAGCUAUGCAGAUGUCCCGUCACGGUUGUAGAAGAAGUUAUUAAGACCUGUCCGCAAUUGGAGGUGUUCAGUGCAAUGUCGAUCAAGUGCGAGUUCCUCACGCUGGAGUCGAUCGGGAACUUGAGUCGAUGUCAAGAACUCAGACUUAAAGCAAUAUCUGGAAUGUCCUUACAACAGGAUCUCACACCUUUACAGGAUCUGAAGCACUUGACACAAUUGAGUUUAACAUCGGUUAAAGAACUUGGAAAGAAAAAAAUCGACGUUAUACAAACGUUGACAAAUUUGGAAACGUUAGAAUUGGGCGAGUGCUCAGACUUUCCUGACAAGUUUGGAACUACCGUUCUAAUUAAUUUAAAUAAAUUGGAACGUCUUAGACUUGAAAAAGGUCAAGGAUCUUGUUGUACAUUUGAUAUUCUUGAAGGCGUAUCAAAACUGGAGAACUUAAGUCAGAUGGAGCUGGUUAAUUUUGACGUCAAGAAUGGCUUUGAUAAAUGUCUUGCUAAUUGCAAAAACAUUAAAAGGUUAUUGAUCAUACCAACUUACAUAUCCCAGUCGGCGACGUCCAACAACAUGGUGCUCGGAGGUGUCACAGAAUUGUCAGACAACUUGACGCAUUUCAUAUGGGGCGUUACGCUCGAGUUACUCAGGGUUACGGAACUGUUUGUUGAUCAGUGCAAUCUCAUGAACAAACAGGUUACUGGGGAUUCUAUACCAGUUUUGAAACCUGUCCCCUGCUUAAAAUUAAUUGCGGACGUUGAGGAUGAGAACGAGAACCAAAAAGGUGACGAUAAGCAACAGCCACAUCUAACGAGUCCGCAAGUGGACAUUUUACCGUUGCCGCAAUUGCAGAAGCUGCUCCUAACCGCGUUGCCCAAGACGCGAGUCAAGAUCUUGAAAAUUCCCUUUCACGCCACGUGGCGGCAAAGCAUUUCCGAUACCACCACGCAGUAGAAACGAACGGGGGUGAUACUGGUACGAAGUCGGACGAGACAAAUAUAAUUGAAGUGACACUUGCGACAGUUGGAGAUUUCUGUAAAGUUGACUCUGCACACUGUCUGCGCGCUCCUACUCUUCGAUCUACUAUUUUUCGGAUGAAGAAUAAUAACUUAUAUAUUUGUGUAUACUAUGAGUUUUAUAAUCUUCAACGAUUAAUGAAAAAUCCUUCGCAACGUAUCGGUACACACUGCGGUAUAUUUAGUAUUUUUGUGAUAAAUACGUGGGACCAUGUAUCACACGCACCAUCUUUUGCCACAUGGCAAACAUGAUACGACAAGCUGGUACCCUUGUAACGGGUUAAUUUAAUCAAAUAAAAAUUCUGACUUUUAUAUAUAUUUAUAAAUAUAUAUAUAUCUCAUGAUUUUACUUUCUUGAACGGAGUGGAAAUAAACAUAGAUUCGUACUAUCGGAGUUGCUGUGAUGUGUACCUGCGUUGAAAGUAAUUGAACAUGCAAGUAUGUGAAUGUUUUGGAUUUUUAUGCUAAGAAUUAUUAAUGUUUAUAAAAUAUUAAUGUUUAUAUUCAUUAAUAAGGCAAAAAGGGAGGUUUGCCAGCGGAAAGAAUCGUUUUAUUUAACUCUCCAAUGCUGAUAAGCAUUGAUCUUCUUUUAUGAGGAUAUCUACACAAGAUGAUAACCAGUAUCGAAAGUAGUUAAAUUUAUAAUUUUACCUUACACAACAUCGAGCGUAUAUUGGAAUAACAGAAAGUACAAGAUCACGCGAUCUGUAUUCGGCUCUAUCUAGAGAUUAGACUGUAUAAAAUAAUGCUAUAUACAUAUAAUAUUGUGACUAUCUGUAAUGUAUCUUUUAAUGUUUAGAAUACGAGUUUUCCGCUGCAAAGAAACUAUGGCAAAAUUUGGGGUAGUGUAGAACGUGUAAUAUACUUAUUUCAUUGCACAAUACAUAAUCAAAUAUACUGUUACAAAAAUAUUCAUUGAUUGAUAUAUAUUGAGUACAAAAAAAUGUGUAUAAUUGUAAGUUUUCAAUAAUGACUUCUAUACUCUUAAUGAGACACAACUUAUUGUUUUGUUUUGCUUACCCUGGUAUUAUCUUCUCUUAAAAGAAAUGUAUUGGGAAAAGAGAGAGAGAAAGAGAGAGAGUAAGAGAUUUAUAUUUUAUACCAUGAGAUAACAAAAAAAGCAUCAUGUUAUAGAUGCGCAAAACUUGCGUUUAAGUAAUAUAAAUUGAACAUAUUAAAAAUUAUGUAAGUAAUA
This is a messenger RNA of Wasmannia auropunctata (little fire ant), 5340 nucleotides long. RefSeq lists its product as uncharacterized. Bases 247 to 4083 code for a protein of 1278 amino acids. The record is from RefSeq and is a predicted model, not a curated record. The transcript has 10 exons. Gene Ontology annotation, molecular function: protein binding; DNA binding. Lineage: Eukaryota; Metazoa; Arthropoda; Insecta; Hymenoptera; Formicidae.